AUGGCUUCAUCAGAGAAACUACAAAGGGAAGACAACUUCCUUGAGAAAGGCGUGUACGACUAUGUCUACGCAUUAAGACAUUGCUUCGAGAACGGCGCGCCAUUCAUCGGCAUGUUUGAGGACGACAUCCUGCUAGCUCAAGGAUGGCUAGUCAGAACUCUCAUAGGUUUGCAACAGAUUUCGGGCGACUCAACCUCGUGGCUCUACAUGCGGCUCUUUAAUCAAGAGCGGUCAACUGGCUGGGAGAACCGUCAUAUCGGUGGCAACCACGAGCAUUGGAUCAUUAUAGGCAUUGGAUUAUUUGUUUCAGUGCCGGCCUGGCUGUUGUACAGGCGAUGCAGAUGGACUCGCACGAUUAUCGACCCGGUAACAAUAUUUUUGCUAGUCGCAAUUGUUAACCCGGCUCUAGUAAUCCUAUUUUUCCAAUCCGGCAAGGCUACGAUGCUACCGCCCUCUCCAGGGGUAUUUAAUGAGCCAUUUGGCUGCUGCUCGCAAGCCAUGGUCUUCCCACGUCAACAGGUGCCACUGCUUAUAGAGUUUCUACAGCGGAGGCAGAAGGGUCAAAUCGACCUGUUAUUGAACGACCUAGCUGUUGAAUCAGGGCUAGCCCGGUAUGCCUUGUAUCCCGUCCAAGCACAGCAUAUUGGCCUCGACUCAGCUAGAAUGACGGAUAAGAGUGAAGCGCAGGCUAUUUGGAGCAUGGCGUUUGAGGAUCUUGAUCCGACUCGGCUAAACCAGAGCCAUCAACAGAUGGUGUCACAAUACUACGGAUAG
Metarhizium acridum CQMa 102 is the source of this 774-nucleotide messenger RNA. RefSeq lists its product as uncharacterized. NCBI's taxonomy places the organism in Eukaryota, Fungi, Ascomycota, Sordariomycetes, Hypocreales, Clavicipitaceae. The record is from RefSeq and is a predicted model, not a curated record.